Messenger RNA from Tachysurus fulvidraco (yellow catfish), 1336 nucleotides. It is a transcript of the gene pnx, whose product is annotated as posterior neuron-specific homeobox. Gene Ontology annotation, cellular component: nucleus. The record is from RefSeq and is a predicted model, not a curated record. Gene Ontology annotation, biological process: cell differentiation; regulation of transcription by RNA polymerase II. Lineage: Eukaryota; Metazoa; Chordata; Actinopteri; Siluriformes; Bagridae. The transcript is spliced from 2 exons. Gene Ontology annotation, molecular function: DNA-binding transcription factor activity, RNA polymerase II-specific; RNA polymerase II cis-regulatory region sequence-specific DNA binding. Bases 73 to 762 code for a protein of 229 amino acids.
GACAAGAGGGUUUAGUUUUUAUAAAUGGUAAUUAUUCUACACGCGCGCGUCUCGUGGGUUCCGCCAGUAUAAAUGCGCGAGGACAAGGGGCGAGGACACAAGCACGGAGUUUCUCUGUCACUCCUCUCACUCCGAUCUGUACGACUGGCACUUCAGGAGUUUGUUCCGGGCGUGAAUAUGCAACAAGAAACCAGAAAACCUCAGCGGAUUUCUUCUUUUUCCAUCGCAGACAUCCUGGAUCCGUCCAAAUUCACAGGGAGGCAUCAGGAUGCGCAAAGCAAUAAACUUUCCGAUUACAGAAACAAGAGAAGUUGCGAUGAAUUAUCCAGUGAUGAAAGUGCUGAGGGCUCAGAUGAAGUUUCAGCAGCCACAGAAGCGAAAGAAAGCCCUCGCAUUGGUGGUAAAGCUAAAAUCAAGGGUCGGCGCAUGCGCACAGCGUUCACUAUGGACCAGCUUCACGUGCUCGAGCGCAGCUUCCAGAGCAGCCACUAUCUGUCAGUGUUCGAGCGCCAUGUCAUCGCCAAGGCUCUGGAGCUGUCCGAGACGCAGGUUAAGAUCUGGUUUCAGAACAGACGCACCAAGUGGAAGAAGGAGCAAGAGGGUCGGGAGCUGGAGGAGCUGUACCAGUGUGCCACGAUAGCGCCGGUGAUUGUACCGACCACUCUGAACCUCAGUAGCACCUCCUGUAACAGGUCGAGUCCGGUGAAUUUCUACUCGGCACGGAACCUUCUGAGCUCUUAUCCCGCACUUGCGUUGCUCUGAGGCCAGAAUUGACUCACAACCAUCUUUCCUUUUCAGCAACUCGUUGCAUGGAUUUUUUUUUUUUUUUGAAAGACUGAAGUGAAAUAAGUGGAAAUUUGUUCCAAUUUUAUUCGGAUUAUGUAUUCUGUUGUUCGCCGUGGUCUAGGAUAACCGGCAAAAACAAAAAACAUGGUGUGUAUUAUUAGCAGUUAGCUUUGAAACUAUGCUUGCUAAUAUUACACAAAUGGGAGCUAGUAAACACACAAUAUAGACAUGUAGUACAAUAGUCUUUAUGUAUUUAUUUAUUUUUUACACAUUUUUCAGGUCUCACUGAAACAAAACAGCUCCAUAACCCCUCAUACAUGACAACAACAUAAGACAAUAUGGCUGUAAUGUUCCCGAAAGCAUUUUGUUCAGGUAAUGUGGGACAACUGAUAAAAUUUGGACAAUUUGUUUUGCUCUGAAUUUCAAUUAUUUGACGUUGGACUUCCAACACUUAUCGUAAGUGUUAUGGCAACGAUUCAUCUACAAAUUUGACUGUUAGCAAAUGGUUCUUGACAACAAAAAAAAAAAACAAUCUUAAAAAAAUGAAUUU